This is a messenger RNA of Blepharisma stoltei, 2222 nucleotides long. The record is from the annotation of a GenBank genome assembly. Lineage: Eukaryota; Ciliophora; Heterotrichea; Heterotrichida; Blepharismidae.
AUGGGAAACAGAGCCAUCUGUGCAGAAUCUUGGUGCUUCCAAAGAGGAACAAUGCAAUGCACAUGCAACAAUCAAAUCUACUGCUCAGAGUGUCUUGCCAAACAUAUGAUGAGCUUGCCAGACGUUUCACACAAUGCGACAUCAUUAUCUUUGAAUUCUUCUAGGAGCUUAUACUCAGAUCCAAAAUCCAAAAUUGUGCUGAAGAGGCUGCGAUACCGAACUCCGGAAGGAAACACAGAAGUCUAUGACGGAUACAUUAACCAGCAGCUUUAUGCUGUUAAAAUUCAGUACUGCCGAACAUUUGAAGAUUUAAAUAAAAAGCAGGAAGAAGCUGCCUUACAAAGAAGCUUGAAGCAUAAAAAUAUUUGCAAAUGCGUAAGAUCUUAUUUGGAUGAGUCAUACACACUUGGAUACAAAUUUGUGAUUGUAAUGGAAUAUGGGAUCAAAGAUCUAGACAAUGAAAUUUUUACAAGGAUCAGUGAAAAAAACCCAUGAUCUGAGGAGGAACUGAUGAGGCAUAUGAAUGAAUUAAUUGAUUCUCUUGCAUUUAUGCAAGAAAACAAUCUUGCACAUAGAGAUAUAAAACCUGCAAAUAUUUUGCUAUUUCCAAAUAAUAUAUUGAAGUUAGCGGAUUUUGGGUUAAGUAUACAAGGUGAGGAUAUUUUAAACACUCAAGAUUAUAAAAUAGUAGGCACAGUCGCUUAUCUUAGCCCUGCUCUUAAGCAAGGAUUCAUGGAUAUUUGGGAAGGCAAAAACAGCACAGGUGUAGUCCGGCACAAUCCGUAUAAAUCUGAUGUAUUUUCACUAGGGCUAAGUUUUUUGCAUAUGGCAUCUUUGAUGCCACCUAUAAGCUUGAAUACCUGCCACGAUGGGAUUUUUGAGCUGCAGCAGAAAAUAAGAAAAGCCAUAAAAUGCUUAAAAUACUCCAAAGAAGUCAAAAUAAUUUUAGAAGCAAUGCUUGAAGUGGAAGAAGAAAGAAGAAUGGAUUUUCUGAGCCUAAGGGAAUGAAUAAAUUCUCUUGAGCCAAUUGAGGAAGAAGACACACUUGUAGACUCUCCAAAAUUCCAGUUUAUUCCUCAGAGUGAAUCUAAAACAUUUGAGGAUCCCAGAGAAGAAUUGAAUGACUAUAUUGAUACCUAUACAAUGCCUUCUGAAAUAAAGUCACUAUUUCAAGAAGUUCUUUCAGGGACUCUUCCCGAGAAGGUGACUAUUGAGAUGACUCUAACUCCAAUUAAUACAGAAAAUAUGUGCAAAGUUCUUCAAUACAUACCAAAGUUAAAAAUUCUUGAAUUAAAUAACUGCUUGCUUGGAGAGCAGGGAAUUCGGCAUUUAGCGCAUAGACUAUCAGAACUCACUUUUUUAGAAGUACUUUCGCUUGGAAAUAACAAUAUUCAAUCAGAGGGCACAAGGCUGCUAUGUGAUAGCCUUAUUCAAUUGAAAGCUUUAAAAAUUUUAAGGUUGUGGAAUAAUGACCUUAAAUGUAUAGGAGCAAUGCAUUUAUCUCUUGGGUUAACCUAUUUAGUUCAAUUGGAAGAGCUUUAUCUAGCAGAAAAUGAAAUUAAAGUUGAAGGAGCUCGAUAUUUAUCGAAAAAUCUACCGAAAUCUUUGAAGAUUUUAAGCAUGCCAGAUAACAUGAUUGAAGAUGUUGGCGCAAGAUUUCUAACUCCUCACCUCUGCAAGCAAGCAAAAACCACUGGAGCAUCCCUAUUUUUGGUAAAAAACCCACCAUCAUGUGAGUGAACAAAAAAUGCUUUAUGAAAAAUAAUUUUGAUAGCCACACAUGGGCUAACAACAUUUUUUGUUCGCUCACAGAGGGUGAGGAGUAAGUGGUGCUAUAAAGCAUAUGGCUAACCUUAAGCAGCUAUAUUUAGACAACAACAGAAUUGGAAGUAUGGGGGCUAAAUAUUUAGCCACAAAUAUUCCAAGCUCUUUAAUUUGCUUAAGACUUAGCCGUAAUUUCAUAUCUGCAGAAAUUAUGCCGAUAUUCAAAGAGCUGACCCCAAAGUUGAAAUUGUCAAAGAAUAAAACUUCAAGAUUUGCGUCCUUAUUGAUGUGCAAAGUCCGAUUUGGCUACACCUUUUCGAUCCCUGUGGAAAAUGGCGCGAAAUUCGCCCCAGAGAGGUGUUUGGGUAGCUAUGAUCGAGCAAACUGGUAGUGGACGUUAAAUGUUAUAUAGAUAAAUUAAGAAGAAGACUCCAAAGUUGAAAGUUCAAUUUUGAUAA